UGGUGGCUGUGGUAACGUCACUCCUCUCAUGUUGUCGCUCAGAAAUGUCGCCGUAUCUUCUAGUCGCAACUCUCUCCCCUCAAUCCAAGAUUCAAGAAUCAUCCCGACACUCUCGCCAUCCAUCAGUCCUUGAAUAAGUGGCACCUGAGAACCCCCGCUCCUGUUUCGGGAUGGAAGGAUACCCCGUGACUCGACAGAGAGGGAAGCAACGAGCGCUGCUCCGCGCUACGGCCCUAUCAUCGAGAAGAAGAUUCGCUGAUCUGCGGAACGACCUGGCUGUUCUAGUUGAAACGUUGCUGACCUGUCAGGGUGGGCGUUUACCAGUUCAAGUCCUUCCCCGCACUCUGCACGGAUCUGCGCGUAUGGGGCAGCACGCACCGAGUAUCUACUUUUGGUCUAAUUGACAUUGGGCCUGUUGAGACUCUCGCUCAAAGUCGGUGUGUUGAGCCGAGCCCUGAUCAGCCCCCUGGUUUGACGGUCGAGAGUCCAACCAAUAUGUCGUGGGGCGUAUAGCCACAUAUGCGCGGUUAUCGUCUCUCUAUUCCCUUUACAACCCCCUUUGUCAGCAUUCUUGGUCUGGCUGCAAUCGCCACUUCGACGACCUGAAUGGCCAACUCCGUCACUCACAAAAUUGAUGUCACAAGUCCGCUGCUCCAGUACAACGGCAAUUGGCUCCGCGGUGGCACCGAUGGGGACCUGGAGCAGAUCAGAUACGACCAGUUUACUUUUGUCUACUGCUCCAUUGGCGACACGUGCAGCAUAUCGCUCACCUUCAGAGGUACGGAGGUCCAUGCUAUCGGCGCGUUCCGGGGCGACUCGGGCGCGAUCCAGGCCCAGCUCGAUGAUCAGAGCGUUGAUCCACCCCCGCCCCCGGACGAUCCGAACCAGUUGGUGUUCCAGCAGAGUCUGUUCAGUCGUACGGAUCUCGCGGAUACGGCUCACACACUGACGCUGUCUCUGCCGAGUUCCUCGGCGGCAGUGAACAAGACUGUUGACUUCGACUAUUACAAUUGGACGUCGACGGUCAACUCUCUGGUCGAUGUGCGCUUUCAAGACGACCAUCCUGCGUUCGUGUAUGAUCCCCCGGCGGGCUGGACCACGAGCUUUGUUGGACUGGCCAGAUUCGACGGUGGGACUGGACAUUCCACUUCGAACACUCCGGGAGCCUCUGCGACUCUCACUUUCAAGGUACCGCAGUUUUACUCGUUUCGUUCGGACGACGACCUGACUUCUUCCAAGGGCGAUCGGGCCGCCGUAUAUGGCUCGAUCGGGUCGGGUGGUGGCCCCUUCACAGCGCAGUUGGAUGGCGCGACUGUGCAGAGCUUCACGACCUUGCGCGAUGUAUCUCCGGGCGUCUCCGGCGCGACCUACGUGACCAAUCAAAUGAUCUAUUAUGUGGACGGGCUUUCGGAUGGCGCGCACACCCUUGUUCUGACUUCGCAGCCCAGUGCGACUACGCAGGGACUCGCGAUCGAUUACGCUAUCGUUGACGGCACCGCCAACAACGCAUCUCGGGCGGCCCCUUCUCCGGUGCCCCAGAACAACGAUACAGUUGUUCUCUCCCGCAGUCACGCAGCGGGAAUCUUCUCCACGACUGGGAUGGUGUCUUUGCUGCUACUGGUCUCCCUGGGCUAUGGGAUCGCACUGCGCCGCAGGAUUCAACUGCUGUCUGCGGGAUCCCAGACACGAUGCAGCGUACUUUUGCCUUUUGAUACGCGCUGUGAUGAGCCUUCGUCUCUGAGACCCAGACCCAACGCCAUGGCUUCUGCGGUGUUUUCUCCAUCGCCAACAUCGGGAUUGAAUACAGGGAGUCAGCCACCCGCGUACGAGCAAGUGCACAUCGAGGCGCCCCGUCUAGAACGGAUUCGGGGAAAAGGUCCUACUGCUGCUCGGUCAGAGGUUUGAUGUAUUGCGCUUCUUGUGCUGGCUUCGCGUGGGACGUUCCUUCUUCAUGUUGGACAAAUGUAAUCGACUAUACGUGUAAUUUACUCAUCGUCGAGCAAAGUAGGGCCAGAUCUGAAUGAAAAGAUCUAUUUCAAGAUCUCCCUAAGACUGGAUUGAGGAGGACAGUGAAUGUCUCCGUACCAACUUCCAGGUGGUGCUUCGCCACUCAUGAACAUGAUCCCCCUGGUGCUUAUCUUAUCGGUGUCAUCAUGGAUCAGUCGUUCCAUUGAUCUCAUGUCGCGUUACGGUAUUCCUGGACUUCUGUUUUUCACUUCCCACACGACAGCUACCGUUCAAUUCGCGACACCGAUUUCAAGUCUUUGUGAUUAGGAUCAAGCAACUUCUUGGCUGACGCUAUGCCUCCGCAGCCUGAAGCCCGCGACGGACCAAGACUGUGCAUUGUCUCCGCCCGAAUGACUCUUAACCGCCAAACGACGGUACUGUGGCAUCAGCGCGACUCCGCGCCGGUCCUCAUCUGGUAGUGAACCUACCGCGACCUCUCACCCGGACAAUCUCCUCGCAUCCGAUUCGUCGCGCGGAGAUUUGUUCAUUGCCGGCUGCACGGACGUGGCGGAGAGCCUACGUGCGCGGAGCGUGUGUCUCUCAAGCUGCUCUUUUACACCCUCUCGUUCCGUCAACCGAUUGCGGUACUGACUUUCUACGCGGAGAGCUCGCCGCUUCGUUGCUGCUUUCAGUCACCCGCCAAAUAGAGCUGCGUUGCGACCCCGGGCGUUCCCGUUGGCCAUCUCGUCAUUUCUCGUAUCCACCCACCCUUGGGCUCUCCGCCUUGGCAAGCGGAGACUGACAAUGCAGUUGCCCUCCGCGGCAUGCUCUGGGGUUCGUAUCCACAGCGGCUGGAUUCGGUCUGUGCCAGGUGGGUGGGUGAGUGGUCCCUCCCGCGCCAAUGGAGCCUCGAAGAUGAAAAGGUGGAUGACGUCGGCGUGGACUGGACUGGGGGCGGCGACUGCUCUGUGCAUAAUGCCCCAAGGCCUGGACCUCGAAACUGUAAAGCCUGUGUCGAGGACGCUGUAGUCGUGAGCUCCGAUGAUGCUCGCUGUUUGCGCAUGCAGUCACAGCUCUGCAAGAGGGCCGGUUCCCGAACCUGUCGCAGAGGGUGCCAUCGCCACCCUCAGUUGACAGCUUUUUAGUGUGCUUUCUCUGAUGUCAUCAUUUUGCACUGUGCAUUUGACAUCGAGCAUUUACCGGCGUCUCAGUCUUGCGUCUUUGAUCAAGUUGGGCCGUCCGCCAGUGCAUUCCGAUCGAGCCAGCUGCAGCUCUUCUCCGUUCCUGCGUUGACCAAUCAGGGUCCGGUCCCGGGUCCUGUGACACGACCACCCGGCCGACGAUCUUGAUCGAAGUGGGACACGGUUCUGCUGGGGUCGCAGUUCCAGAUGACUGCAAUGAAGGUGUCGACCGGAGCGCUCAGAUACCGCGGCCUUAGUGCACUCACGAAGGCUCGCAUUCAAGCCUAUCGAAGGAGCGUUCCGAAUCUGCGCGUUCUGCAACUUCUGUUCCCGGCACGUGCAGGCCUUCUGCCAGCGACGUCAGCCCAAGGAACGCGUCAGGCCCUUGCCAAUUCAAGUCUCCUGCUUCCCGUAAUGACCAGAUCCAAUCCGGAUGCGGGUACCCUCGUAUAAAGGGCUCCGAACAUGUCUAACGACGGCGCGUCCCACAAGUCGACCUCGCAACUGAACAGCCCCCUCUCCUCUGGGAACGCACGCGGUCCCCGCUCGCCCACGUCGAGUGUCUCGCGCAUCCGAGAGACGCUGCGCGAGCCGUUCGCCGAGUUUCUCGGUGUCGCGUUCCUAGUCAUCUUCGGUGCUGGCGUCAAUUGCCAGGUCACCCUGUCGAGCUCCCCGGGCGUCUCCGCGACCCCCAAAGGUGACUACCUCGCCGUCAGUUUCGGAUGGGCCGUCGGGCUCUGUUUGGGUGUCUGGAUAUCGAGCGGGAUCUCGUCUGGCCACAUCAACUCUGCGGUAACACUAGCUAUGGCGACUUGGCGCGGCUUUCCGUGGCGGAAAGUUCCGGGAUACAUCCUUGCGCAAACCCUCGGUGGAUUCGUGGGUGCCGCAUUGGUAUACGCCAACUACUUCCACGCGAUCGACAUCUACGAAGGGGGGACCGGCGUCCGAACGCUCAAAACUGCUGGCGUUUUUGGCGCCUACGCCAUUGACUACCUCUCGAACCCCUCGGCGUUCUUCUGUGAGCUGUUCGGGACUGCCGUGCUCGUGUUCGUCAUCGUCGCGCUGUUGGACAAGAAGAGCUCCGCGCCCUCGCCGGCCCUGUUCCCCAUCGCGAUCUUCAUCACCAUGCUCGGCAUCAGCUCGUCCCUGGGAAUGCAGACCGGCUUCGCGCUGAACCCCGCUCGGGACUUUGGACCCCGGCUCUUGUCGGCUGCGGUCGGAUACUCCUCGGCCGUGUUCAGCUUCCGCCACCAGUACUGGAUCUGGACGGGGAUCCUGGCCCCCAUCAUUGGGGCCCAGCUUGCGGUCGCUGUGUACGAUCUUUUUUUGUACAACGGGGAAGACAGCAUCGCCCAUAAAAUCUCCGAUGGAAAACGCCCGGCUGAGCGCGACGAGUCUGUGUGAUGCAGACGCAGUAUACAUAUCGGGAUGAAGCUCGCUCGCUCCCGCCUUCCAGCUUCUCAGAUUCGAGUCUUCCCCGAGAUAUACAGUAACUAACUCCAGGGCCUCGCCUCGGCUCGCUAUACCGUUUACUUAGUUUGACGACCCCUUCCGGCUUUCGCGCUGACGAUUUUUCUAUGUUUCAAAUAAACGCGUUGACAAUGAUGUACUGUAGAAGAAUGAAUAUUACUUGCUUUUAUGAAUUGGA
Mycena citricolor is the source of this 4776-nucleotide messenger RNA. Lineage: Eukaryota; Fungi; Basidiomycota; Agaricomycetes; Agaricales; Mycenaceae. The record is from the annotation of a GenBank genome assembly.